Dioszegia hungarica is the source of this 939-nucleotide messenger RNA. RefSeq lists its product as uncharacterized. NCBI's taxonomy places the organism in Eukaryota, Fungi, Basidiomycota, Tremellomycetes, Tremellales, Bulleribasidiaceae. The transcript has a single exon. The record is from RefSeq and is a predicted model, not a curated record. The coding region runs from base 1 to 939 and encodes 312 amino acids.
AUGGCUGAAGGUACCACAGCCCCUGCUUCCACGAGGCACGCAUGGCUUGUGCUCUCCCGCGACAGCGAUGUGAUUGGAUUGACGCUGAAGAACAAAAAGGUCUAUUUCCAGCCCCUGGCACGACUCCCCUUCUCCGUCGCCCCCGACGGCGAGAUCACGGUAUCCAACAAGUGGACAGCGUGCUGUCAACUGGACAGUCUCCAGACGGCUUUGCUUGACCGUGAAGACGCUACCCAUUUCGCAAUGACGUUGGGGCACUACGAGGCUACAGACCCAUCUGUCGCCAAGAUCGCCGACUGGCUGAAUGACGGAGAGGGAGUAUUGGAUCCUGAGACCUGGUUGCAGGUGAAAGCGGCAUGGCAGGAGCUCCUGCUUCAGCAACUCGGAGAGGACAACCCUACACUUCUUUCCGAUGAGAUGACUCGGCCUCAGAAGCGCUUCAAUGCACCGUUCACCCGACCUGACUCCUGGAUCAAAUUACAGCCCACUGGAAGCCAGACCCAUGACCUCGCGGUUCACGUGGCGGAUGUCCAGCCAAGCCAAUCCGGAGUCAGAAUGCUACAUCGGGACCGGGUCUCCGGGCACAUUGGCUCCUACACUGCAUUCGCGCCCCAGCUCGCCAAAAAGACAGGCGAAGAGGACGGACCCUGGAGGGCAUCUGUCGGGGCCCAGACAGCCAGGGUUUCACAGGCGCCGGAUGCAACGGCGCGGAACCCGCCAGACCUUGACCGCACAACUCAGCUCUCACAAGGCUGGAGCCAGAACUACUGCAACAGUCCUGGGGUGGCCUUGUCUGUCGCUUCACUGAACGACAAGUUCUCGACUCUCGCCGGCGAGGACCCCGUCAACCUGAUCAAGACAUGGCUCAACAUGGAGGCAGCGAUGAAGAGGGGAUUCAAGCAGCAUUCGCAGAGCCAGACAUCUGCCGUCGGCGUCUGA